This is a messenger RNA of Psylliodes chrysocephalus, 547 nucleotides long. The record is from the annotation of a GenBank genome assembly. Lineage: Eukaryota; Metazoa; Arthropoda; Insecta; Coleoptera; Chrysomelidae.
UCCGACAUUUCUUAUUGCUAGGUAUGUCUCAAGCUAAUAAACCGAUCAAUUUAAAAUGAAAAGUGAAACCGAUAACGAACAGAACGACGAAAAAGAUAAAACUAAAGACGAUAAAGUUAAACGCGGUAAGAAACUAGUGGUUCCUCCAAAAUCUCCUAAACCGAAACAAAGAAAAUCAUUCCUAGUGAAAAAAUUCAAAUUAAAAAACAAGUUAACUUCGCAUAAGCGAGAAAUUAAAGAAAUCGCAAGUAUACCCCUUCCCAGUACCUCGUCAGACGAAAGACAAACCCCAGAAGGGGAUGAUAACCUUAUAUUGACCAAGUCUGCGUCUGAUACGAAUCUUCAGGAAUCUUGGAAAAGUGCGGAAAAUUUGGAAACACCUUCGAAAAGGAAUUCUAUUACCUGUAACGUUAUCAGGACAGUGUUGCUGCCAGAACGCACAAAAUCUUUGGAAGAUUUUCAAAGUAUGCCUGCUUACGGGGAAUUAAUAGUGGAGCAAAAUCCGUUACCUACCACGGUAAAUUACUUUUAUGUAUUUAGAAAUUAG